AACAUGAACAUCAGCCAAUGUGAGAGAGGCCUUUAGCUGCUUAGAAGUUCCCCUGGGUUCCUCUGGUUCCUCUCCCACUAUGAUGGAGUGAUGUUUGUUGGUGGACCACUCCUCACAAAGCUCCUUUGCCAUCACACACUUUAACACAAUGAGCUCAAAAAGCUCCCCUCUGAUCUGGAAUAUUGACUCGUUUCAGUCUAAUAUUUGUGUUUGAUGUGUUUGAACAGGUUCUCUUUGUGGACUUCCAGGACCUGUGUGGUGCUGAGGCAACAUUUUUGAGUUGAGUUGGUGUAAAUUGGUGAAAAACAAAAGUAAAGAUGUUUUUGGAGGACGCUGGUUUCAAACUGGGUUGAACAUUAUGCAACUGGGUAAGAAAAAAGGGAAUUAUUAUGAAAAUGUUCAUCUGGUAAUCACAAGAGAGUCAGUGAUUUCUUUGGAAAUAAAAAGGUUUUUGUUUUUUGCUAAAUCAAAACAUUUGUGUUUCUGUGGAUCAAACCUGAGAGACGACAUAACUUCUUAGUGGCUGAGUCACUGAUUUCCCAAGCGGCAGGUUGACCUUUGUACCAUGCAGAAAUAUGUGAUAUGUGAUCCGUCGCCAGUGUGACACUUUCAGUUUUGGUUUGGACUCUAGACUGUGACUCUUGAAUGUGCUUUCAUUUGUUUUGUUCAUUGUCCACCUGGCCUCUCUCCAGGAAUUACAUGAAUGACUGAAUUGUCAUCACAGCUGCACAACUCUGAGUCGAAGUGGGCGUUCCUUGCUCCAGGGCAGCGUUUAGAUGAGGUGUGUUCAGAUCUCGUGGGAUUGAAAGUCGCUGGAUUAAAGAGUUUGUCGUGCGUUUUUGGAGCCCCCCCGUCCUGGAUCCUGAGAGGCCGUGAGAGGAUGAAGUGAUGCAGAUGAUGGUUUUGCCGCCCGGGCCAUGCUGAGGGGGAGGUCAGCUCUCGUGGGUGUGUUUCUGUGUUAUGUGUGUCUGCUGGUGGCUGAGCCCGAGAUAAGGUCUCCACGCUGCAGCGAAGACAUCAUCCGAAGGCUCAGGGCCCUCAUUAACGGAGCCCCCGAGAAGAACUGGUUGGCCUGCAGACUGUACACGCCGACCUUCCCAGACUACGAGCAGAAGUGCCCCAGCACCACCCUGAAAUGCUUUGCUGAUGAAGUGAAAGUCCUCUGUGAAGAGUGGGAAGUCAGUAACCGCAAGUCCCGUCGAAACCUGAACACCAUGCUGCAGAAACUGGCGUCGGCGUUCAACCAGACGGAAACAGAUUGUCGUCAGUGUGAACUCCUUGAGGAACAAAGUGCAGAAAAGUUCCUCAAUGCACUUUUGUCCACCAUAGAAGCGAUCAACGAGAAGUACUGCGUAGAGCUAACAGCUAACAGCUAACAGCUAACAGCUAAUGUUCCUCCUCUGCCACAUGGAGGGAGCUCAGAGACUCCAUGACCUCCUUUCAUAUCCAGUGAGCACAAAUAAAACGCAUGAUGUCCGAAGCUUUUCAGCAGUGUUGAAUUCACAGCUGGAGGGACGACGAGUAAUUCGUUGUUUGGUUUGGUUGAUCUGGACCGAGAGGAAAAUUAAACGUUUGACUUUCUUAUUAUUUCUGCUUCGGGUUCUAGUCAGACAGAAUGGGAGGUAACUCACAGGUGGCCACCAUCGGGUCAACCAACACUUUAAUAAAGAAAUCAAACACAAGGUUGAGGCUUCAUACAAGCUAAUGUUAGCAUCACUUCUUGUACUUAUAUAUAAAUGAAUAUAAAUAUAUAUAAAUGUAUUUAACAACCAUUUAUGCCGCAGCUUUAUUAUCAAGAACAUGUUUUUCUGUAAAACCCAUUUAAGAUCAACUUUAUAUUUUACUUAAAUGACAACAACAAAAAACAAUAAACGUGAUGAGUUAACACCCAA
Mugil cephalus (flathead mullet) is the source of this 1892-nucleotide messenger RNA. RefSeq names its product interleukin 15, like (gene il15l). Gene Ontology annotation, cellular component: extracellular region. NCBI's taxonomy places the organism in Eukaryota, Metazoa, Chordata, Actinopteri, Mugiliformes, Mugilidae. Gene Ontology annotation, biological process: immune response; neutrophil activation; positive regulation of T cell proliferation. Bases 918 to 1376 code for a protein of 152 amino acids. The transcript is spliced from 5 exons. The record is from RefSeq and is a predicted model, not a curated record. Gene Ontology annotation, molecular function: cytokine activity; cytokine receptor binding.